ACACAAAGGAGAGCGUCAACUGCGCACAUCCUGACUAACCCCACUUUAAACUAAUAAUGAGCUCUGGAGUUUCAUAUGAAGAAAUAUGAUUUCUUUGACUCUCAUACACUCUGGACGCGGCGACCUGACGUGAUGAGUCCGGAUGCUACCAGCCGGCAUUAAUUAGUGAUUGGGUUGCUCCCCCUAUAUAAAGGAGGCGCGCCCACUGCGCUGCUCUGUCUCCAUACCAGCCAACAUGAGCUACGGAUCUGAAGUAUUUUCCUCCUCUUCCUACAGGAAGAUUUUCGGGGAUUCUCCUCGUUAUGCCUCCUCUCCAUCCCGGAGUGGGAUGAGCAUGUCCUCCCGAGGAGGUUACCGGUCCUCCUCUGCAUCCCGGAGCUCCGCAGCACCCAUGGGCUCCUACAACAGAAAGUCUGGUGGCCGCGCCUUCUCGGCGAUGCCGCUCGAGACCUUCGACCUGACCCAGAGCAGCGCUCUCAACAAUGAGUUUAAAAUCGUCCGCACCAAUGAGAAGGAACAAAUGCAGGGUCUCAACGACCGCUUUGCAAUGUUCAUCGAGAAAGUGCGCAACUUGGAGCAGCACAACAAAGUGCUGGAGACUGAGCUGACCACGCUGCGCCAGAGGCAGACCGAACCGUCCCGCCUGGCCGAGCUUUACCAGCAGGAGAUCCGUGAACUGCGCUCCCAGCUGGAUGAGGUGAACGGGGAGAAGUCCCAACUCCUCAUCGAGAGGGAUGGUAUCGACGAAGACCUGCAGAAGCUCCGCGGAAAGUACGAAGAGGAGUUCCAUGCUCGGGAGGAGGCGGAGGCCACCCUCAAGGCUUUCAAGAAAGACGUGGAUGAUGCCACCAUGGUGCGCCUAGACCUGGAGAAGAAGGUGGAAUCCCUGCUGGACGAGAUAAACUUCCUCAGAAAGGUGCACGAGGAGGAGGUGGCUGAGCUGAUGGACAUGAUCCAGGCCGCGCAGGUGUCUGUUGAGAUGGAGGUGUCCAAGCCGGAUCUCACCUCAGCUCUCAAGGAGAUCCGAGGCCAGUACGAGUCCAUGGCGUCCAAGAACCUGCAGUCCGCCGAGGAGUGGUACAAGACAAAGUUCGCCGACCUGUCCGAUCAGGCCACCAGGAGUAACGAGGCCAUCCGCGCCAGCAGGGAGGAGAUGAACGAGUUCAGGAGGCAGCUGCAGUCCAAGACCAUCGAGAUAGAGAGUCUGAGGGGAACCAACGAGUCUCUAGAAAAGCAGCUGCGGGAGAUGGAGGACAGGCACAAUGGGGAGAUUGGAAACUACCAGGACAGCAUGGCAGAGCUGGAGAACGAGCUGAGGUCCACUAAGAGUGAGAUGGCUCGUCAUCUGAGGGAGUACCAGGAUCUACUGAAUGUCAAGAUGGCACUAGAUAUUGAAAUUGCAGCUUACAGGAAAUUGCUUGAAGGGGAGGAGACCCGCAUUGGGACUGGAAUUUCCUAUCCCGGCACCUCCAUGAGCGCCAGCAUGGGGCAAAGCUACAACUACCAGACCCGUAUCUACGGCAGCUCUGGCAAGAGCUCCAAGAAGGAUGAAGAGCUGAACCAAAGCAAGUCAGGUGCCAAGGUCUCCCAGCGUGAAGUGUACGAGGAGACAGUGAUCACCACCAAGAAGACGGAGAAGCAGCAGGACCCCAGCGACAUCCCCACCAAUCAGAAAAACUAAGAAUCUACUGUAAGCCUGUUUUUCACCCCCCUGAAGUUUCCCUCAACCCCACAAACCCAGACCUUUCUUCUUCUCCCAUUUUAAAACAAACCCUGAGCCUUCACUCAAAGCACCUGAGGGGAUCUCUGAAGAAUCUCCUUCUAAUUAAGGCAUAGUUAGAUCAUCGUGGUUUCUUUGUGAACUAUUGUUCUGUAUACCCACAGGUGAUUUGAGUGCAGGGUUUAGAUGUUUGUUGUACAUGGGUUUAUUCCUCCUCCAUCCCCCUUUGUCCCCCACGUGUCCCCCAAAGGAAAUCCAUUACAACUUAUGUAACCAUCACUCAAUACGACAGCACAAAUCAUCUGCUCUCUCUCUCCUUCUCUCCCCCAUCACAAUCUCAACAUCUGACAAUAACAAGCACUAAGGUAGCAUCUCUUACAGGAGUGAUAUAUAAUCAACUGGUUUUUCACACUUUGGACAACUGUUACAUCAUUAAGUGAUACUAAAACACAGUAGAUAACAUCUCUGAUAAAUCACCACCACCACAAGCUGUGAGGUACUCUCAACACAUUCCAUUGGAAGCAUGUCGGUACAUUUAAAGAACAAAAGAUUGAAAAGCUGCUUUUAGUAAGAUGUCUCUUACAAAAACAAAAAUGAUUCUGACAGUGAAGUGAGGAAGCACACAGUCUACAGAUGUAGGAAACCUGCCAAAGUAAACAAUGCUAUAUCAGAGGCAUUACUUCAAGCAUCUUUACUACUAAAGGAGUUGAUUAGCAAACUUCUUGACUCUCUUCUUGCACAAUUUUUUCUGAUCCGUGGUUUGGCUUAAGCCUGGUCCACUCUGCAUGACAGUUUGGAGUGGAUAAAAAUCAAUCAAGUACUGACUCCUUUUAAACUUCCCACUGUAGCUAUUUAAAUGAGAUUUGAAACAAAUGACGACUAAUGUAUUAAUGGAGUGUAAUAUGCAUGGUAUGUGUAGAUGUCAUGCUUGCACGGAAUCCAUCCAUUGCUAUUUCGACACAAAUUUGUUGUUUGUUUGGGGUUAAAAGUCGGCUCAUGCCUUCCUUUUAACCUUCUACCAUGCUGAGCAUCAUCAUGCACCGCGCCGAUUUAUAACUGUAAUAGAGUGCUUGUUAGCCUGUAGGCCUGAGUUUAGACUACUGUUAUAAAUGGUAAUGUAGGAUGUGAAGUAGGUAGCCUAUAGAUCUCUGCAAAGGACAUGCAAGGGAAAGAUCAUUGUCAAAGCACUUAAAUAAGAAUGUGAAGCUACCUUAUUUGGUAAUGAUUGGAGCGUUUGGACAAUAAGGGAUACAGGGAAAGGGAAAAGUGAAGAAAGAAGGAAAAAUGCAGCAAAUGCAACAACAAAAAAGAAAGUUUGCUUUAGAAAUAUUCCAGUCAUUAGAAGACUGACUAUGCUUUAGCACAAAUGUACAAGAUUCUGUAUGAUCUGUUUGGUUUAGCCUAACGUACGCGUCUAUAACACCAUUCCCUAUGUGCCAUUGAUGAUGCUUUUUGAGCCCCAGAAUCCAUACCAUAUCACUCCGCCAGAGGAAAACCAAUACCACCUACACUCACAAAACAACACAGAGUCAGUCAGAACCUGGCAGACACAGAUGUGUUAGAAACCACUUGACCUCUUUCUUUGUAACUGUGGCCAUGACUGGAUCAAAUGUCUGUUGUAGUAUGACCUCACCACUAGAUAUCCUUCAGUAUAAGAAACUUAUAGUUCUUUUUCUGCUUGUGCACUGCCAACUUUAACACAGCUUUCUUCUUCUCCUGCUGCUAGUGCAGGCGUUCCUCGCCCCGACAAACUGCACUCACACUGAAAACAAAAAAACACUGAUUGUAACACAGACUGUUCUAGAUCAAGUUCAUGUUGUUUUACCUGAGGCUUGAGAUAAGCAUCUUAGUACUGUAGUGAGUGUGUUUGGAGCUCUACACAGUGGCCUAUCAUAACUGGAAGAACUUUUGAGGCAGCAAAACUGAAAGCUGGGCAUUUUGCUGAACAGAUCACUGAUUUCCAGUGUAAAGCAGAAGAAAAACUCAGAUGGACAAGAACUUACAAAUACAAGCUGCAUUUUAUAGUAUACAGAUAUAACAAUGGUUGAAUGGUUGAUGGUUGCAAAUGUCAAGCCUUUGUCUUUCCACUGUAAACCAAAAUAGUUAAACUUGGUGUCUGAGAAAAAAUGUCACUACAACUUCUGCAGCACUGCCAAACCUUUCUAGGUGCACAUGCAACACUACUUCAUAGAAAAAGAAAGUAUUUUCUGGCAAUACAGUUCGCCACCAAUCCAAAAACCAACAAUCAAGAUUUAGCCAUAGAGCAAAAACUGUAGGAAGUAAAAUGCCUUAAAACACCAGCAGCUUUUAUCUGGCCAUGUGUGUGAUGUGUAUGAUUCUGUCCAGUGGGGCGUUAAAUCAUUUUCUCUCUACUAGCGUUUAUUAGAAUGACCAUGAUUACAGAAGCUUAGGGAUUGAAUGUAGGUGACAUGCUAUUCUCUUUACUGCUACUAUGUCUUAUGCAUUGCUGUAUGACACCAUAUCAAUAAAGACUUGACAUUAAUGAGGCUGCA
Messenger RNA from Notolabrus celidotus (New Zealand spotty), 4233 nucleotides. RefSeq names its product internexin neuronal intermediate filament protein, alpha b (gene inab). Gene Ontology annotation, molecular function: structural constituent of postsynaptic intermediate filament cytoskeleton. The record is from RefSeq and is a predicted model, not a curated record. Gene Ontology annotation, biological process: intermediate filament organization. Lineage: Eukaryota; Metazoa; Chordata; Actinopteri; Labriformes; Labridae. The transcript has 3 exons. Gene Ontology annotation, cellular component: cytoplasm; postsynaptic intermediate filament cytoskeleton; intermediate filament. Bases 236 to 1681 code for a protein of 481 amino acids.